Amphiprion ocellaris (clown anemonefish) is the source of this 2468-nucleotide messenger RNA. It is a transcript of the gene pdlim7, whose product is annotated as PDZ and LIM domain 7. Gene Ontology annotation, molecular function: muscle alpha-actinin binding; actin binding. Bases 181 to 1482 code for a protein of 433 amino acids. NCBI's taxonomy places the organism in Eukaryota, Metazoa, Chordata, Actinopteri, Pomacentridae. The transcript has 11 exons. The record is from RefSeq and is a predicted model, not a curated record. Gene Ontology annotation, cellular component: adherens junction; filamentous actin; stress fiber. Gene Ontology annotation, biological process: heart development; muscle structure development; actin cytoskeleton organization.
CCAUGUGACUCCUGACGCUGGAGGCGAGCAGCUAAAAGGAAUGAGGCCGGGACGGAUCCUCACCGGGGGAUCCACGGUGGCUUCCUGACGUCCGCCUCAAGGAAGUCCGACAAGCAGCCUGCUUACCGACCGACCGACCGACCGACCGACUUCUUAUUUAGCCGCCGCUGUCGACUCGUGAUGUCUGGCGAACACAAGGAGGGACAGGAGGCUAUGAACAUGUACUCCGUUACCCUGAGCGGCCCAGCUCCAUGGGGCUUCAGGCUGCAGGGCGGAAAGGACUUCAGCAUGCCUCUCACCGUAUCAAGGCUGACGCCGGGCGGAAAGGCAGCUCAGGCUGGUGUCGGAGUGGGAGACUGGGUGGUGUCCAUCGGUGACGCCAACGCCGAGGACAUGACCCAUGUAGAGGCACAGAACAAGAUCAGAGCAGCAACAGACUCCCUCACCCUCAGCCUCAGCAAAGCUUUCAAAGCAGGUGGAGACCAGAAGGACUCACUUGCUACAGCUUCUGCUCAGCCAAAGUACUCCUUUGCCCCAAGCACAACCAUUAACAAGAUGGCGAGGCCAUUUACAGCAGGUGGUGGUAGUGCCAACUCAGGACCUGUUAUUAAACCUGUGGCCUACUCGCCUAAACUUAACACUCAACGCUCACAAGGCCAUGCCAGUACACAACAGCCACACAAUGGCCUUGAGCCAACUCCCUCACCUGCCAAGGCCCAAGCAGCAGAUAAACCAGAUGACUCUAAGACUGCAGCAGCAAGCAGCUCUGGUCAGUCCUGCAGACCACCGUGGGUCACUGACCCGAACUUCGCUGACCGCUUUCGACCAGACAAGACCAGCACCGUCGUGACCCAGCACCAGCAGCUGGCCCAGCCGACGCCUAUGCAGAACCGCAGCUCCAUCCUGCAGGCAGCUCAGCAGGCCCCUGAAGACAGUGGGAGGACCCCAGUAUGUGGCGCCUGCAACAAAAUCAUCAGGGGCCGGUACCUGGUGGCGCUGGGACGUUCUUGGCACCCAGAAGAGUUUACGUGUUCACAGUGUAAGGCUGUCCUGGAGGAGGGGGGCUUCUUCGAGGAACGAGGGUCUGUCUACUGCACCAAGUGCCACGAUAGCCGAUAUGCUCCUAACUGUGCCAAGUGCAAAAAGAAGAUCACAGGGGAAAUCAUGCAUGCCCUGAAGAUGACCUACCAUGUUCAGUGUUUCAAGUGUGCAGCCUGCAAGAAUCCCAUCAGGAACCAGGCUUUUUACAUGGAGGAGGGUGAACCCUACUGUGAGAGAGACUAUGAGAAGAUGUUUGGCACCAAAUGCCAUGGCUGUGACUUUAAGAUUGAUGCCGGGGAUCGGUUCCUGGAGGCCCUGGGCUACAGCUGGCAUGAUACGUGCUUCGUCUGUGCCCUCUGCCAAAUCAACCUGGAGGGUAAGACGUUCUACUCAAAGAAGGAUAAGCCCCUGUGCAAAGGCCAUGCCUUUGCUCCAGUGUGAGAGAUCGAGCUCCAUCUUCAGAAGAACGAGCACUUCUCUCUCUCUCCUCCUUUCCCUCUGACACAUCGUAUACACUCUACUUCCCGUUUGCCAACCACACACCUAGUCUAACUCUUUUUUUAUCUGUCCUGCAGUCUUUGUUUUUCUGUACUUGUGGCUUAAUGCUAGCUUCACAUACCGUCACUUUACUGUGCUGUGAGGACAUUUCAGAUGUCACUGCCUGUAAUACCAAAUGCUGUGUUGCAUAACUGGAAGUAUUCAAGGAAUUAUUUCAUGUCAUCGCUAACUUUUUUGACUUUUUAGACUGGGCUUACAAACGCCCCCAAAAAGUGUCUUAUUCAUCCAGAUUUGAUCGUUAGUGAAGAAAUCUCUACGUCACGUCAGUGUCUUCCAAGUUGAACGAGUCAUUGAGCCUCUAAUAAUCUCAUGUAUUGCAGUAAUGAUCUGCCACUUGUCCUGCACUAAGUGUAGAGAAGUGGUGGCCCCGUUCAGGACCCCGGCCCACUCAGUGGCUCUUGCCGCAGUGCCCUUUAAUAUAAUGGGGCCAGUCGAGCAGAAAAGGGCGAGGAGGUGUCCCAUUUCUGCAUGACUGGAGCGCCUCCACAAGAACCACUAAAUGCUUUAACUUUUCACUUCGGCUCUGGCAAAUCGGAGCACCUACUGCAGUUUUAUCUGUAACUUUCAGUCAUUUAUUAAUCCCUAAUUGAUCCAGAUUUAACUGUCACACAUGUGCGAUGGAGAACAUACUAUUAUUUAUAAAUGUUUUACAUUCCUACAGUAGAGAUUAGCUUUGAUUGUUCAUUUUUAUGUAUGAAAAAACAAAUCUGUCAUAUGUGUCCCUCAAGUUGCUAUCAUAUUGUGAUCAUUCCUUAGAGUACUUUCAAGCCAUUGCUGAAUAUGUAUUUAAGUUGCUUCCGAACUGGCCUGUAAGUGUUGUUUUUAUAGCUGCUGAAAGUUUCAAAUAAAAUAAUUUAGUACUACCAUGA